UUCCGCCUCGACACAGCACGCAUGCGCAUCACAGCCUCCUGUCAGUUUGAAGCCCUGCGAGGGAAAACCACACCAAAUACGAAUUUUGGUCGUUGCCACCACCACCAUGCCCGUCUGUGUGAUGGGAGAGGGAGCAGGCCCAGACGGCCAGGGAACCGCCAGCCUGACCGUAAUACCCAUCUCACACAUCAGCACCAGCAGCAACCACGCCCACCACUCAGUCAAGGGCACGGUGGUCCUGAAAGGUCGUCUGGUGUCGUCGCCCAGUCACAACUUUAUCUUGAAGGCCGUGCUUCAAGAAGACGACACCGAUUCGAACACGUCGCCUCAGGAUGGAUCCAUCAACGUGGUCCUGUUAGGGACGCUGGCCAAGGACUUCUCUCAGGCUGUCAAUCAAGGGGACGUGGUGGUGGCUUCUGGCUUUGGCGUGGGCAAAUCUCCCACGGCCCUGAAGGACAAACUGCACCCGUGCAACCUGCUGCUGUCUGGAGAGCGCGCCUUCGUUCACGUGUGUCAAGCGCCACCGGCUGACCGUACGUCUCAACAGGACGUGAAGAGAAAGAGACCCUUGCUCCCUGCUGAGGUUCCAAAGUACACGUACACCAAGCUCGACAACCUGAAGCCCGGCGAAGUGGUCAAUGUGUACGGGGUGGUGGUCUUCUUCAAGCAGCCCUUCAAGAGCCGCGGCUCAGACUUCUGCUCCAGUCUGAAGAUAACUGAUCAGUCUCAGCAGAAGAUCAGCUGCACCAUCUUCUGUGGCAAACUGGAGUCCCAUCCCCAAAUCUUCCAGAUUGGCAACAUCAUCCGCAUGCACAGAGUCAAGGUUCACCUGUACAACGACACCCUGACGCUGCUGAACACCUUCGGUUUUUCCGCCUUGACGUUUGACGGGGCGGUCGGUGCCGGCGUGGAGCCCCGCACCGCCAGCAAGUCCUUCCACUUCACAGAGGAGGAUCGCCGCGCCGUGGAGGAGCUGCGGUUGUGGGCCGCCAGCCAGGUUCUGCUACCCGCCGACGCUACGCUCACGCUGUCUGCUGUCCAGCCCAAAAUGUACUUCGACCUCACCUGCCAGCUGCUCGCCAAAGCCACCGUCGACACCACGUGCACCCUGCUGAGGGUAUGGGACGGCACCAGGUGUCCUCACGCUCUGCUGAAGUUGACGGUGGAGCCCAACAUUGUGGAGGGGCCCACCUUCUCUGAGGAGCGGGAGAAGCUCAUCGCCAGCGUGCUGGUCUAUGACAACCACGUGCAGUUUGCCCAGCAGAUUAAGCCAGGAGACUUCCUGAGGAUCUACAACCUGCGAGCCAUCCCAGGAUUGGUGAAGAUGCCCGGCCUGAGCAGCAGCCAGUCAGAGGUCAACCACCUGUCCUUCCACCUGCACGGGGGCACGGCGUAUGGCAGGGGGAUCCGCCUUCUCCCCGGCGACAGCCCUGACGUUCAGGAGCUGAGGAGAGUGAUGGAGGCCUUCCAGGGGUAUGACGAGGUCAGCCACCCUGACCUGAACGACUCAGUGCUGUGGCCACCACUCUCUCCAGAGCGUGGCGCUUCAGUGGCGUGCAGCACAGAGAGAACAUGCGACCACCUUGUGGAGCCGCUGACGUUGAGCAAGGUGAAGCGGUCCGUUCCCGGCGGCGUCCACCACGUCAGAGUCCAGCUUCGAUCCUACGAGCCCCGCAGACUCCACCAGGCUCUCAAGCUCUACUGCAGCAAAUGCACGAGCAUGCAGGACGUCCCGGACGACGAGCACUUGGACAGCAUCUUCUCCAAGGCGGCCGCAGACUGCGGUCCCCUGCAACCCUGCAGUCCUCCGACGUGGACUCUCUCUGGGAAGGUCUACAUUCCCAGAGAACUCUCGCGAAGACCACCCGUUCGCACCCUGAACGUUCACAUGUCAGCACAGCUCUUGUCUGAGGGCAGGAUCAAAGAGCUCAUCUUCCUCACAGGUUCCACCCUGCAAGAGGCGUGUCAUUUAGCAGCCGGAUACCACAAUGUUGUCCCCAUGAGGUCAUCGGGAGGUCAUCUGGCUCUGCUGGACCCACCCGCGCCUUUCCUCUUCAGGGGCAGGAAGAGAUUCUACAGGUGCAAGCAGUGCUCUGAGACCUCCGUGAGGGAACCAACCACUGAUGGAGUCAUUGACGAGAAGAACAUUGGUGAAGCGUUGGGCGUGCAGCUGCUGAAGUUUGUCCUGUUGAUGAAGUUCCAGCUUCAGGAUGCCAGCGACACCCUGGACGUCUUCCUGUGGAGAGAUGCCGAAUCGUUCUUCAACGUGUCGGCCGUUGACGCCGCAGCCUAUCAGGAGGCCCAGGACAGCAUCCGUCAAACUCUGGACAGUUUGUGUCCACCAGGGGACAGCUCAGGUCGGCGGCCAUGGCUGGACGUGUGUUUGACGGAGUAUCGGCCCACUGAGGAAGACACUCAAACUUUCUACCAAAUCUGCCACACGUCUACGUUCAAACCAUCGUGCACGCGCACACCCCCAUCUUGAAUCCUCUUCUCAGCACAU
Dunckerocampus dactyliophorus (ringed pipefish) is the source of this 2503-nucleotide messenger RNA. RefSeq names its product protection of telomeres 1 homolog (gene pot1). The coding region runs from base 107 to 2485 and encodes 792 amino acids. Gene Ontology annotation, biological process: telomere capping; regulation of telomere maintenance via telomerase. Gene Ontology annotation, molecular function: telomerase inhibitor activity; G-rich strand telomeric DNA binding. The transcript is spliced from 20 exons. Gene Ontology annotation, cellular component: chromosome, telomeric region; nuclear telomere cap complex. Lineage: Eukaryota; Metazoa; Chordata; Actinopteri; Syngnathiformes; Syngnathidae. The record is from RefSeq and is a predicted model, not a curated record.